AUGCAAAGAUUGAGAAUAACAUUUAAACGUUCAAGAACACCAACGGGAGCCGAAAUGAAAACUCAAAGUAGUUUGGAAGUACCCAAGCAAGUAAGAUCCGCGUCAUUUGACGAAAUGCAAUUGGAAGUAAAAAGAAAUCAGGAAAUGUUGCAACAAAGCGAUGACAAAUCAUUAUUAAAAGUACCCGUCAACAAUCAAAGAAGUAAAAGCGUGGAUGCCGGUUCGAGCGAAGACUGUAAUAAUAUACUUUAUUUAGAAGUACCCCGUCCGAACGUUCGUAGAAGGUCAUCGAGUGAAAAACUUCCGGUUUUUUGCGUUCAUUGUCAAUAUAUAGACGACAUUGCUAAAUUUCAUCAAAGCAUUGCCGUCGAAGAGGAGUCGUUCGAUUCGAAUACGUCGUUGGAAUCAUUAUCGUCACUAUUGGGAAGCAAUAAAAGAAAAGCGGAAGUACGGAAGUUGACGGGAUACGGAAAAAGAAAAGAUUCGAAUGAAACAUCAAUGCCGACAAUGCCCGAAUGUAACAUCAAGGUAACGUUAUCGUUGAAUUCGCCGAGUUCAACGUCUGCCGACACAAAUAGCGAAGAUACAUUCGUCACUGAUGUUUCUGCCACGAUGAAAAAUCAAAAUUGCAGACGUCGUUCAAUAAUAUCACCAAAGCUGUCGAGACAAUCCGCAUUUGUAGUUGUAGAUAAAAAUUGUUCCUUAGAUAAUAUAUCUAAUAUUCCUUCAGAGGGAAGCGAUAGCGAUCUCGUGAAAACGGUACCGAAUCAAGGUCAAGAUCAAUGUCAAACAGAUUCCGGUAACACGAUAUUCGAUUUUAGUGGUAUUAAUUUAAAAAUAGAUGAGUCGUUCGAAUCGAGCGUGUCGUCGCCAAAGUUAGGAGGAUCGGAUAGUAACGUACCGCAAGUGAAAGACAUUUUUUUACAAGUGCCAGAAUUGAAAAGAGAUCGAGCUGCAUCCGUGGAUUCGUGUUUUACAAAGGUAUCGCAAAGUGGUAAAGCAGAAGAAGUUAGUUCAAAUUCGUUGGAACCACCCUCCAACGUAUCCCUAAGAUCGAGAUCUGUGGAUAUUGUACUUCCGACGGAUGAACAAAGUAGAUAUAAAGCUCUCGCAAUGGCUCACAGCACGAGGGUGUCAAUGCAGGGGUAA
Molecule: messenger RNA, 1149 nt
Organism: Pediculus humanus corporis (human body louse)
Lineage: Eukaryota; Metazoa; Arthropoda; Insecta; Psocodea; Pediculidae
Exons: 2
Coding region: 1-1149 (382 amino acids)
Source: RefSeq, a predicted model, not a curated record